Messenger RNA from Acaromyces ingoldii, 1796 nucleotides. RefSeq names its product nucleotide-diphospho-sugar transferase. Gene Ontology annotation, cellular component: Golgi apparatus; membrane. Lineage: Eukaryota; Fungi; Basidiomycota; Exobasidiomycetes; Exobasidiales; Cryptobasidiaceae. Gene Ontology annotation, molecular function: alpha-1,2-mannosyltransferase activity. The coding region runs from base 43 to 1419 and encodes 458 amino acids. Gene Ontology annotation, biological process: protein N-linked glycosylation; cell wall mannoprotein biosynthetic process. The record is from RefSeq and is a predicted model, not a curated record. The transcript is spliced from 6 exons.
UUUUAUUCGUGUGUCUUGGCAGUCCUCGCCUCCUUUUCUUCGAUGAAGACGGCCAGAUCAGCGAGCUCUCGCGGCCAGCUCUGCGCUACUAAUCAGAUGGCUCCCCCGUCCAUUGCGCGGCAUGGCCCCGGCGCAUCGACGGCGUGGUACCGCGGCCGGGCGUUUACGCGGCUGCUCCUCGGCGGCGUCCUGUGUCUGCUCGCCCUCGUCUACCUCUCGGCGUCGUCGUCGUCGGCCGCCAGCCGGUUCCGCCAAGCCUCGAGGCCCUACUACCGACCAUGGUCCAGCGGCAGCCACGUCCGUACGCCCAAGCCCAAGGCGGCGUUUGUCGUCCUGGUGCGCGAGCACGAGCUGCACGAUGUGCUCCUCACCCUCAAGGAGAUCCAGGUCGCCUUCAACGACGACGUGGGCACCGGCUACGACUUUGUCUUCCUGUCCGAGACGAAGUUCACCGACUACUUCAAAUCGCGCGUAGAGACGUUCCUGGCCCACCGUCCGACGAAGCCACGCGUCCGCUGGGGCUUCGUCGAAGACAAGGACUGGAAGAUGCCCGAGCACAUCGACUACUACCGCGCGCAGGCGGCCAUGGAAGUCAUGGGCAAGAGCAACCUCAUUCCCUACGGCGGGAGCCAGACCUACCGCCAGAUGUGUCGCUACAUGUCCUACCCCAUCUUUGAGCACCCGCUCGUGAUGGAGUACGACUACUACUGGCGCCUCGAGCCGCACACGCGGCACUUUUGCGACCUCACCUCGGCCUACGAGGACGGCCAGUGGGUCGAGCGCGAUCCGUUCCGCUACAUGCGCGACAACGGGAAAAAGUACGCAUGGGUGCUCUCGCUGCUCGAGUACAAGACGACGGUGCGAACACUGAUGGUCCACGUCCACCGAUGGAGAGACGCGAACAGACACCUGAUCCCAGAGCAAAGCUCCUUUGAUUUCAUCUCCGACGACGGCAAGGCGUACAACCUGUGCCACUUCUGGUCCAACUUUGAGAUUGCCGACCUGUCCUUCUACCGGUCCGAGGCCUACCGCUCCUUCUUCCACUCCCUCGACCGCGCCGGCGGCUUCUUCUACGAGCGUUGGGGCGACGCGCCGGUGCACACGAUCGGCGCCGCGAUGCUGCUGCGGCCCGACGAGAUCUGGAAGGUCGACUAUGCCGGCUACACCCACCCGCCCUACAUGACGUGCCCGCGCGACGCCAAGCUUGCCAGCCGGUGCGCGUGCGACCCCCAGGCCUCGUUUGAGUACGACCGGUCCAACUGCGAGGCCAAGUGGGACAAGAUCCAGGGCAGGAACACGACGGAAAUCAUCCUCGACAUCAAUCGGCAGCGCGGCGUGCCUGAGCAGAACUGGACUAAAGAAAACCCCGUCAGGGUGCUGCCGCCGCAGCGGCUGAUCAAACCGCCGUCGCAAGCGUAGGCAUGACACUGACACACUCUCGUCGAGGAGGUGUGGAUGUGGAGAGAGACUAAUCCAUAAUGAAGCAGUACUAUUGGGACAAAAGCGCAAUGACAAUCUAAUAGAGAAAUGAGAGCGACGAGUGAGCUCAGACGUUGCCUGUGGGAAUCCUAAACAUCUGCUCGGCGAGGCUUCUGAGCUCUUUUGAGGCCUCGUCGUCGCCCGGGUGCGUGCGGAGGGCCUCGAGGAUGGUGUCGUACUGCGCCUCGCUGACGUUGCCCCGCGCAUACAGGUCGAUGCCUGCGUCGGUGAACCAGGUGGCGGUAAAGUAGGUGACGAUCCAGACGGGCUCGCUCGACUGCUCCUGUGCCUGCUCGUCCAGGAAAUUGUCGCUGAAU